Molecule: messenger RNA, 1536 nt
Organism: Frankliniella occidentalis (western flower thrips)
Lineage: Eukaryota; Metazoa; Arthropoda; Insecta; Thysanoptera; Thripidae
Exons: 3
Coding region: 133-1068 (311 amino acids)
Source: RefSeq, a predicted model, not a curated record
AUCGCGGCCCGAUAGUCGCCUUUGGCUGUCGAGAGCCGAGCCGCCUGCGCCCGCGCCGUGCCGCGCCCUUUAGGGCUCCUCGCCGACAGGUGGCCGCGUCGUCGGCCGCGGGGCCUGACGCAUGGCUCGGUGAUGGACCUGGCCUCGACGCGCACCCUGGCGGUGCUCUCGUCGGCGCUGUGCUGCGCGUCGCUGCUGUGCGUCGUGUCGCUGGCCGUCAUCCUGACGCACUGGCACGACGCGCUCGACGCGUGCGUGCAGGCCGACUGCGGCUGCCUGCUGUACGCCCGGGCGGCCACCUCGUCGUACUCGUUCACCGGGUCGGACGUGUCGCUGUGCUGGUUCAGCGGGGCGGCGCCGCUGCCGGGGCUCGUCCUGGCGCUGUCGCUGGCGGCCUGGUACGGCUACCGCGGCUUCGUCCGCACCCCGGCGCACAUGCGCCGCGCCGUGGCCCUGGUGCGGGGCGCGGACGGCAGCGGGGUGCGGCUCCUCGUGCACCCUGGUAGGGCGGCCUCGUCGUCGGCGUCCUCGUCCUCGCCGCCGCGCUCCUCCGUCGUGCUGCCCGCCGCGGCCGCGCGCGCGCCCAGCGCCCGGCGCCUCGCCCGGCACGCCGUCUACUUCACGUCGCUGGGCGUGGUGUGCCUCCUGUUCGGGCUGCUCGCCGUCAGCCACGUCGCCGUCCUCACCGACGGCUUCCUGGUGGCGUGCCGCGAGUACCGGCACGCCGUGCUCAAGACGCUCAAGGCCUCGGGGAACCUCGCGCUGCUCGUCAACGACCGCCUCACCUGCCCCGUCAUCUUCGACUUCCUGGACUACAUGAAGCCCGACGUGCGGGAGGACUUCCAGGGCAAGGACCACUGGUUCCCAGGGCAAAGGAGGCUGACGACGGUCAACUCGGGGGCGGCGCUCGUCAUCAGCCUGCUGGCCGCCUACUCCACCGUCGUGCUGUGGUUCGCGCUGGUCGUCAAGCUCGGCAGGCUCGCGCGGCAGGCGGGCCGCCUGUCGGCCGAGACGCUCAAGGCGCGACAGACGCGCACGCAGCUCGCCAUGCACUGCACCGACCUCUGAGACCAGCCGAGAGGCCAUGAGACCGACUGGGACUCCUAGUUGUUGUUGUUGCAGCAGUUUGCAGUUCGUGUUGAAACGCUUAUUGCAAAGAGAAAGUGGACAAUAUGGUGUCAAAACGUUAUUAUUAGGGUUGGUAGCCCUGGAAAGUUUCCGGAAAAUUUUAGAAAUUUUUUAGAAAAGACGGAAAAUUUUCGGGAAAAAUUGAAAAAUUUCCCAGAUUUAGGAGUGUUUUCCGUUAUUUUCGGAAUAUUUUAGGGAACUUUCGGAAAUUUUCCGGAAAAUUAAUUUUGGAAAUUUCCAACCCUAGUUUUUUUUGUAGAAAUUUGGACCGACCCCAUCAAGUAAUCCGCGUGUAUUUAUUGAUGUGAUUUCAGUCAACUACUUUUAUAUUUCUGCUAGACUUUUUCUCGUUUUCGACUUUCCUCUCAAUAAUGUAGAAAGCCAAUAAAUAGAGUGUCGAUGACAGUU